AUGGCUUCCCAUUCCGCUGAGGCCAGCGUUCCCUCGCAACGAGGCUCGGGCAUUGACUUCAAGUCGACUAGAAUUCAAGGGUCCAAUCAGCCUCGAACCUACGCAAGAGCUACCCAAGGUACUCAACCUUAUACCGGAUCAUCUAACAAAAAACUUCAUGGUCUUGAUCCAAGCUCCGAAGAGAUCGAUUCUGUCAUCGUUCAUGACCUUCACUGGUGGACGAACGACCAAGAUCUCGUCUCACUUGCCGAUCAAGUGGGAUUCGUUGUUGGAAACAAGGAUGUUCAAUUUUUAGAACAUAAAGUCAAUGGAAAAAGUAAAGGACAAGCAGUGAUCAAUUGUCAUACCAAGGAAAACGCAAUGAAACUUCAUGAGUUCUUCCAACACAACACUUUCCAAGGCAAGAAGCUGCCCUCCGCUUUAUCCUCUUGUGCCUACGGUAACCCUCUCCAUCCUGGCAAUCAAGACUUUCCCUCCGUUCGCCCUUUGAGUACCGCCAUUCACAGUGCAGUUCGACAACCCACCAACGCACAUGGUGGGGUCAACUUCAAUCGAGUCCGACCCAACUCUCGAACUGCGAUUCACGCCAAUCUCGGCGUCGGACAUCCAAACCCCCGAACCUUCAGUAUGGGUAAUUUCAAUCCCGUUCCUAUGCAACCAGGAAGCUCUGGAGAGAUGGUACCAAUUGACCCCGCCAUCGCUUGGUCCUCUCAACAACAAGAGUACAUCCCCUUCGGUUGUAUUCCCAUGAACCCUCCUUUCCAAUAUAACGGACAAGAUUAUAUGAUGGGCGGAGUGCUUCCAGCUGUCCAAUAG
Molecule: messenger RNA, 816 nt
Organism: Kwoniella botswanensis
Lineage: Eukaryota; Fungi; Basidiomycota; Tremellomycetes; Tremellales; Cryptococcaceae
Exons: 9
Coding region: 1-816 (271 amino acids)
Biological process (GO): mRNA alternative polyadenylation
Cellular component (GO): mRNA cleavage and polyadenylation specificity factor complex
Molecular function (GO): mRNA binding
Source: RefSeq, a predicted model, not a curated record